This is a messenger RNA of Cuscuta epithymum, 1101 nucleotides long. The record is from the annotation of a GenBank genome assembly. Lineage: Eukaryota; Viridiplantae; Streptophyta; Magnoliopsida; Solanales; Convolvulaceae.
AUAAAAUGGGAUAAGAUUGCAAUCUCCAUGCCACGACCCACAUCCCUAUCCACUCCCCACCAUUUCAUUUCAUUUCAUUUAUUUUACUCCAUUUUCAAAGGAGCAGAAGCUGUUUUUCCUUCAUUACCUCCCCCUUUUUACACACUUGGAUUGACCCUUCUACCAAACCCCAACCACUGUUUUCUUUUCGAAACCGUGUGCCAUACCCGUUCAUCGGUUAAAUUCAUCCCACGAAAAACAUCUUUAUUCCUUUGAACCAUCUGAAAUGGCGACUGCUUUUGGAGUGAUGGGUCGCUUUGCGGAUUGCGGAUCUGAACCCGCGUCAUCGAUUCGGUUGAGGAAGAAGAAGGAUGGGGGCAGUCGCAAUGCGGGCGGGUUCAAACUCUUCUGCCUUUCUUCUUCUCUCACAGAUCAUUAUCAGACUCUCAGGAUCCACCUUGGAGCUUCUGAAUCUCAGGUCAAGACAGCUUUCAGACACCUUGCUCUUCAGUAUCACCCGGACGUGUACAGAGGAAGCGACAACGGCGUGAAAUUUCACCAAAUUGUUGAAGCCUAUGAUCUCUACUUUUAAAACAUUUUUAUGGGUUAUGAAGAUGGUCAUGACAAAUUUGAAAAGUGAAAUGAGGGGAGAGGUGGAGGCGACACAUCAUCCAAAGAGUAUGGUGGAUGAAGAAGAGGAUACAUAUUGGGAAGAGCCAUGGGAAGAGUGGAUGGGAUGGGAAGGAGCAGCACCCCCCCACGACUAUUCGUCCCAAGUUUAAACCCGUACAUUUAAUAAUUUGAACUCUUUCUGAUCUGAAGCACAUCUUCUUUCUAUUGCAUAGAUGAUAAUGGUGGUUUUGAGAGAAUGAAAUGGAAGCCCACCAGUCUGGAGAUGGUUGUGGUUUCUUGUGUACAGAAGUCUCAAAAGUUCUCUCUUGGUUAGCUUGUACAUAAACAGCAUUGUGUUGUUCACAUUGCCAGCUUUCUUUUUCUUGUUGUACAUUACAUGAAAUACGGAGUAUUUAAUUUCAUGGUUUUGUGUUCCUUACUGUUUCAUGUACUUGUAUUACUUCCUCCGUUCCUUUUUAAUUGCAACAGUCAACAUUUCACGUUUGCCAA